GCAACGCUCUCUUAAGGCUCGCUGACAACGGUUUUUGUUUGCUUGUGCUUGCUAUUUCACAAAUGCGUGAAAUAGACAAUGUGUUUUCUUUCAUCUUUCCUAAAACUGUCAGCAUCUGAAGCAGGCUUACUGCUCUGAAAUCAUGAAUAUCGAAUCAAUUGAUGUACGAAACGAAACCACUUAAGUAUAGCUGCAGGGGAGUUAUUACCAUUGGCGAUUAAUCGUAAAUUAAAUAGACUAAAAGGGAGAAAGGGGGAAAUUUGCAGUGCUCUGAAAUUAAAUUGUUCGUUACACCAACAUGGUAAUCAGAGAUGUGGCCGAUAACCGUCGAUGUGGUGUUCUUGAUCAAGAUUUAGGCAAACAAGUCGCUAUGUCAGCUGGAUUUUUGAUGCCCGUGAGCAUUGUUGAUGCUCAUCAGCUGUCAUCAGUAAUCCGAAACAGGAUUGAGAAUGUACUGAUCAUCGACAGUCGUUCAUUCAUCGAGCACAAUGCUUGUCAUAUAUCUUCAGCUGUCAAUGUGUGCUGCUCCAAAAUUGUAAAGAGGCGGUUGCAGCAAGAUAAAUUGUCAGUUAAAGAACUGCUGAUGCAUACUUGUCAUUAUGAUGUGGAUGAAAAAAUGGAUGUGGUUGUUUAUGAUCAGUCAUCAAGAAAUGCAGAAAAUUUACCCAUUGAUAGUUUCACCGUCAUUCUCUUGAAGAAAUUACAGCUAACUUUUCGGAGUGUCAACUUGUUAACAGGUGGUUUUGAAGAGUUUCAAAAGCACUAUCCUGAUCUUUGUGAGGACAAAACAAGAAAAUGCCCACCUCUUACAUCCCUUUCCCAACCAUGCUUGCCUAUAUCAAAUCAAGGACCAACUCGAAUAUUACCUUUCUUAUAUUUAGGCUCUCAGUUUGAUGCAAUGAACAGAGAACUUUUAAAAGAUCAUAAUAUAACUUAUGAAUUAAAUGUGAGUACUACCUGUCCUCAGCCAGAAUUUGUUCCAGAAGGCCAUUUUAUGCGAAUUCCUGUUAAUGAUACGUAUAGUGAGAAACUUCUUCCUUACUUCCCAGAAGCAUUUAAUUUUCUAGACAAAGUUCGAGAAGGGAAUGGUUGUGUCUUAGUUCAUUGCUUGGCAGGAAUAUCAAGAUCUCCUACUGUUGCAAUAGCUUAUGUUAUGCGUUACCUAAGACUUUCAUCUGAUGAUGGGUAUAGGUAUGUAAAAUCAAAGCGUCCUACUAUAUCACCAAACUUCAAUUUCCUUGGGCAACUGCUAGAAUAUGAAAAGCAGCUAAGAAAAGAAAAUAUUUUAGAUGCUAAGCCUGAAGCAACAUCAGCACCUCCACUUUGCAGUAAAAAGCGAUUAUGUAGGACUGAUAUGCGUGCUUCUAAGCUAUCCUUAGAUAUUGAUACAUCUAAAAGUGAAAAUGCCAAUAUUUUUCUGCAGCCACGGAAUGGAGAUCAGUCUCCAACUACUGCUCUUGCAAGAUUAAGUUUUGAUGUCAAACAAGUGGGUGGUAAUAAGGAAGAAAUUAGCCAACCUUCUCUUCCUGACUUUAGGCAGUAUCGAAGUAAAAGUUGUUAUGGUGAUUGGCUUAGAGAACGUGAUGAUUGUGUUGUUGAAAAGAAAAGCAGAGACUGCAAUGUCACAACAACUUCUAAAGUUUUGUCUCCUGUUAAGGAAAUAAAAUGUGAUGCUUUAAUAUCUGAGAUUUCAACAGGUGAAAGUAAUAUAACUCUGAAUUCUCGAGGUGUGAAUAGGCAAAAAAUCAAAUCCUCUCACUCUGGUAGUGUGGAGAACUUUACAUCUUUUUCUGACAUUUCCUUUAAGCAUGGAAUAUGUUCAUCAAGUUCUGAAGAGAGAUUUUCAAUACAAACAUUAUCUCAUCAAACUUCUACUUCAGCAUCAAAAGGUCAUGAAUUUCCUAGGCUUAAAGAACAACAAAAAAUAAAAAUGAGAUCAAAUCAAUCUAAAUUUGUUGGUUCACAAAAUUUUCAGUCUGAAGUAACUGAAAAAAAUAAUCUUGGAGUAAAUCAGUUAUAUUUCAACAAAUUUUGUAAUAAACGUUCAUGCAACACAUCUCUGGAAAGAUUCAAAGAAUUAUCACCAAAAAAAGAGAAAACAGAGCCUCAUUUUGUGUUCUGUGAACACACUACACCUCAGUACAAAACAUCAUCUACUCGCCAUCCAUUUACAUUUAACUUAGACUCACACAGACGUUCAGAUUCCGCUGCAACAUCUGGAUUUGGAAGUGAAAGUUCAGACUGUACUGAUAACUUCACUGAACAUGGAAAGAAACCGGAGAAUUUGAAACUGGAGAUAGAUAUUAAUGAUUUAGAGGAUGAUGUAAUUUUAAGAGGAAAAGGAACACGAUCGCAAAGUUCCGUAGAUAAUUUGGGAGCUGACAGAAGAUUUUCGCCUUUAGAACUUCCAGAUGUUGCUGUAAGCGAAUGGCGAGAAAGUUUAGUAAGUCCUCUCAGCCCCUCAGAAAGUCAUUUGCUGGAGGAUUUGGAAAUGGAAAGAGAUAUAAUCACUACCAAAACAGAACCUUCCAGUCCAAGUGGUUCUAGUUACCCAUCUGAGGAUCCUGACACUUUUCAUGACUCAGGUAUACCACUAUCUCCUACAUGGCUGUGGCCUCGGAAAAGAGUAGCCAGUUUUGACACAACAUGCUUAAGUGGUACAGCUAGUUCACCUUCAAAAGACAAGCGGAAAUAUGAACCAUUUAAUGAGUCUGUGCUUUCUAAAAAAGAGAGGGAACAAUGGUUUUUUGAAUCUAAUUCAUGCAUUAAUGCAGGAAAGGACACCUGUGAAAUGUCUACUAGAUAUUGCUCUUCAUUAAGUGAUAAAAUAGGAUUAUAUAGAGUGCAAUCAUGUCCUGGUAUUUUGUGUCACAUGCCUUCAUUCUGGACAGCCGAUGGCCAGUCAAAAAGAUUAGCUGGAAAGAGUUCAUGUUUUGCAUCUGUAUAUACAGAAGCAGAACAGAAAGAAGUAAUGUGUCAUGAGUCGUGUCCAGAUGUUUUGCAUUUAGGUGAUAUUGAUAGCUCUUUGAAAAUGUUAUCCUGCCGUCAGCGGGAAUGUCGUCGAAAUGUGAGAAUGAUACAGGUCUCCUGAUUAUUUUUAUGUUCUUUACCCUAUUUCAUUCCGUUUAUCAUAAUGCAUAUCAAAAAGAGAUCUUUUACAGAAUUGUUCUGAAAUAAAUAUAUAAUUCAGUAGUGAGAAAUAUUUAGAAUUUUUACAUUUUCUACUAAAAAUAAAAGCUUUCUUCAUGUUUUUAA
Molecule: messenger RNA, 3255 nt
Organism: Stegodyphus dumicola
Lineage: Eukaryota; Metazoa; Arthropoda; Arachnida; Araneae; Eresidae
Biological process (GO): peptidyl-tyrosine dephosphorylation; negative regulation of MAPK cascade
Cellular component (GO): cytoplasm
Molecular function (GO): MAP kinase tyrosine phosphatase activity; protein tyrosine/threonine phosphatase activity; MAP kinase tyrosine/serine/threonine phosphatase activity
Source: RefSeq, a predicted model, not a curated record